GGCAGGCAGACAGUAGCAGUUAUUAAUAUGGUCAACGUAGAAGCGGCAUUUAAUCCAGCAUCUCCCCACAUUGUUCCUGUGUAUAUUAUAUAGAACGCAUUCAAAGUACUGUACCAAUAAGCCUAUUUACAUAUGUAAAGCUUGGUUCCAAGAAUUCAAUUCGGUUGCGAGAGCUGGAGAAGAUGAUAUCGGAGUGUCGUUAGCGCGUCGUUGCUAAGAUGUAGGCCUAGUUACCUAUCAACUGUGUUAUGAUACGGCGGUACAGGUAACAUCCGCAAUAAGAAGCGUCUAUUGUUGUUUUUCUCCAUGAAGCAUUGACGUAAAUACUAUGAGAUGAGGGAGCACCGGUAUAUUUAUAUUGUCAUCAUUAUGAUACAUGUGCUGCACCUGAACGAUGCAUCGGUGACACAGCAGCCGGGAGAUCUAACUUCAUUGGACAACACAACGUCCAAGCUCCUUAACGUCAUGGAUAAUUUAAUCAGCAAAGAUGAUCUGGUUCUCGCUUUGCAAUUGGUGGCUGAAUUAAUGGAUGGCGCUGUUUCUACGUGGAGCACAGAUCAAACUCAAACAACAUUUAUAAACACAUCUUUUGUGUUCGUAAACAAUCUUAUUGACCUCCAGUAUAAAGAGUUAUGGAAAGAUCUUCAAUUGAUUUCAUUGGUAGACUGUAUAAUCUUUCUGGAGAAUGUUCAGAUGUUUGGUUACGACAUCAGUAGCAUAUUAAGGCAAUCUGACAACACUUCGCUAGAAGAUAUCGAGCUUGAAAACAUAAAAGUAAAUUUUAAAAAGUUACCCAUCAAUGGCUCCACUCAAUCUCCAACUUCUACAAGUGUUGAAGCUACGUUGGCAUUAAGCACUAUUGCAACCGAUUCUAAAACUGAAUACAAAGGGGAAACUUUAAUAAGCUACAAAACCUUCGAAAAUCUACUGACAACAUCAUCGAAACGGCUUUUCAAAACACACCAUUACGUGAUCAGCAAACUGGUUUCAUACUCUGUGUCACCAACAUCUAACGAACUGUCAAUUCCAAUCCAAGUGGAAGAUGGUAACCGGAAUACCCCGAAUUGGACAUGCGGGUUUGUCAUCAAUAAACCCAAUGACAGUGUAUGGAGUAUAGAAGGCAUUAAUAAGACGUCUGAAAAUGAAACCACAGUUACGUGUUUGUUCAAUCACCAUGGCACGUUCGCAGUCUUGGGUUGUAUCCCGCCUUCAUUGCCAUGGCAGGUAAAAACCGCCCUCGCCAUAUCAAUCCUCAUAAUUAUCUUCGUAUUCAUAGUGUUAGUGUACGUCAACAGACUGUACUUUUCAGAUAUAAUAAUUUUGGUGUUAUGUAUCCUGGUUACGCUGUUUUUUGAACAGAUCUUUAUUGUAAGUGGAGCAUUCGCAGUCUGCAACAGGCAUACAUGUAAGGCAAUGGCGUUGAUUAUUCAUUUCUUUGAUUUGUCCAUUUUCUUUUGGAUAUUUGGUCAAUCAGUCCAAAUAGCACUGAAGAUAUCUUAUGUCACAAUGGAGUCAGGCGGUAUAAUGCAAUACUGUGCCUUAGGAUGGAUAACUCCUGCCUUUAUUGUCGCUAGCGCCGUUGGACUCGUUCAAGGCGAUUACGAAAACGGUCAAUACUGUGCCGUUUCAAAGACAUCACAUGCUUCUCUUGGUCCAAUCGUCUGCGUGGUUGUGUGUAACUACAUCUGUUUAGUGUACCUCAUCUAUGGGUACAACUACAUCCGGCGGUCCGACAACAAAGCAUACGCUGUUAUUAGAACUACCAAGUGCAGCAUAAUUGCCAAUGGGAUAAUUGUAACGUUGAUGUUCAUUUCAUGGUCAUUAUGGACUUCAGCUAUCGACGAGCAGACCAAUGUGUACUACUGGCUGUGGGCCAUAUCGGUCCUUAUCCUGGGGUCCUCUGUGCUUCUCUUCUAUGGAGUGUACAAUCCGGAGGUACGGUCUGAAAUUCUACGUAGGUUUGGUCGCAUAUCCGCCGUUCAAGACGGCUCCGUCGUUGGUCGUGCCGCCAGAAGCCAACAUCAAUUGAACGAGGCGAUUCGUCUCAGUCAAAUCAUCGAGAAUAGUGUCGUUCGCGAGCAGGACAGUGUCGUCGGUGGCGUGGACUGUGACCAAAUUACAAACGAUUCCACAAUAUCACUAACGCAAACCAUGACGUCAACGUUGCAGAGAGUUGGUUUUCGGAAAUCUCGUCUUGGACCGAGCACCGCGAAUGCAAAGUCGUCAGAGGGUACAACGUCUAAUAUUGGAAGUGCCUGAACUAUUUUUAUAUGAACCAUUAUAUAACGGCUACACAGACGGAAUACAGUAACAGGCUACGCUGAUAAAGAUAUUCAGGAAGGCCAACGGCGAAAAGGCAGUCUACAGUCCGAAACCACUCAUGGAAUAUAUUAACAGCUGUUAUGUAUUGAAGUACCUGAACUUAAAAAGCAUGAUGACGGAGUUGAUUGUGCAAUAUAAAUUUUAUUGAUAAUUUGAAGGUUAUGUUAAUAUAGGCCUACAUUCUGUAUUGUCUACCCUUUCGGUUAAAGUCUUGUGGGGAGCGAUCGUUUAUGGUUGCUACACCAAUGUUAUGGAACUUGUUACCUAAAUCUAUUCGUGAGUCACCUUCUGUCACAAUUUUUAAAGAACGACUGGAGACCCAUUUAUUCAUGUCCCUUUAAUCUAUUUUUUCUUUCCAUUUCUAGUUUUUCUAUAGCUUUAACUAGGAUAGAGGCGCCCGAAUCCGGGAUGGCGGAGACUCAACAGGUGCUGACUAUCAGUUCAAUUGAUUGAACCCUAGCUAGUUAGCGACGAGGUCGUAUCCCCAUACUUUGGUUUGGGUGCUGGCAUGGAUUUUAAAUUUCACUUCAUUUAUUACUUUGUGGUUUUGGUUUCCAUUCCAUCUUUACACUUGCCUUUUGAUAGCGCUUGAGACUCUUUGUAUUUUGCGCUCUAUAAAUUGAAACCAUUAUCCAUUAACUAUUACAUUUAUACUUUUAUUAAACACUAGCUUAUAUACUGCAUUGGAAAAAUACAUACUGUAUAAAAACCGUAGUAUAGGCCCAGUGUACACAAUUUGGAUCAUAUGCAUUUUAAAGAACACAGUAGACCUACAUUUUUAGACGAGUAGGGGUUACCCCGGUGUACUGGUUCAUACAGCACCUGUUGUGGACAGACGAGAGUAGCUUGAUCGGACACAAAGAUCAGACACGGAGAGACCCUUAGGGGGGAAGCAAGUUACUGCGCGAGAGCUAGUCCACACCUCGAGCGCUUUGAGACCGUUUCAGUCUAAAUAUUAAUUCAACUACAUAACAUUACGCAUGUCUACAUUAUUGGCAUUUAGGGAGCUUUCGAUUGCACGACGACGGUAGGGCGUAGAACGUAAUGACGUCACUUAAAGUUAUCUGCGCAUGCGAGAACGUUAAGGUCGCUUCGUCGAGUAGAUUCUGGAACGCAAUUUAGUCAAAUCAAAUAUGCAGAGACUUCUCUAUACAGGAACUCUAGUAGAGACGUACGUAGGACGACUGAUAGGACGGUCACGCAUGAGUGAUUCCGUUCUAGCAUCGCGUCGUCGCACAAAUAGAAAGCUCUCUAUUAUUGCACUAUAUUUCACAAAGCAAAAUAGAAACAAACCUGAUGUUCUGCCUUAUUUAUUACUCGCUAGGAUACUCCAGGGAACUUGGAAGUGAAGAUCAAUCAAUAAAUAUUGCAUUAAUAAUGGAAGAAUAUUCAUGCUGCGACUUAAGCACUACUGAUUUAUCGAGAUGCAUAAUUAACAUGACGAAUAUUAAACACACUGCGAUGAUGUAUCAUGAAAUAUGAGACAAAACUAGGUCUAUGCCUGAGCUAGCUUAAAGUAACAAUUAUUGGCGUAGCAAAUUACGGCCUUUUUCUGCUUGUGAUUGUAAUGAUUUUGGCAUAUUAUGUAUAUUAAUAGGAUAAAAUAUUUGAAUCUUUAUUAGCAAGUCAAUAUUAAUUUUGUUAUGAAAAUACAAUGUAAUUUAAAACAAGGGCUGCUGUAGUUUAGACUUUUAUACCAUAAUUAAAUUUCAUCAUUUUUACCAGGGGUGGCGCUGUAGUAAAACUGUCUCAAGUCCACAAUUUCCCAGCCCGAAUUUCAUACUUGCUUGGCAACGCCAAGGUAUUUACCGAUAAAUUGUAUCGGAAAGAUAGUUAUAAUUAAUUAAUUAAUUAAAUAUCGUGAUCGCAUUCUUCAUGAUAUCAUCACAAUGAUUAUUUUCAUGUAGAUGAUUAUAGUAGGCCUGAACACAAAACCACUGCCACUGAAUUUUGUUUUGCUAGUAGCGGUAAGGUAGUUGUGUUCUACAUUGAUGUGAGAUAAGAUAAGAUAAGAUAAAAUUUAUUGGUUCUCUCUUUUAUAACAGAGGAAUACUCUCGCGCAGGAGAGGUUCGACCUGUAGGCCUACAACAGUUACAAAACAACAACUGACAAUAUAUACAAAUGAAUGUGGUUAUGUAAAGUUGGUUCAUAAGAACGACUGCCAAAAUGCUUGCCAGAUUUUGUUCCUGUAAACUUACCUAAUCACUCUUCCUCCGGUAGAUCAUGGUAUUAUUUAAAUCUCUCUGUUUAAAGCAUGUAUGACAGAGGCGUGUCUAGGAAUACUAACACGGGGGGGGGGCUGAUGGAGAAGAAGAGGAGGUUAAAAGGCUCGAAGAUUAAUUUUUGCUCAAUUUGUACAGGGUUGUCUUGCUGCUCCAGACGCCCUACCGUAUAGCUCCACUGUAUAUAAAGACUAUUAAUAUGCACUAUAUAGGCCUAUAUAGAAAUGGAAGAUCAUAUCAUUGCAAUUGUAAAAAAAAUAGCCUAUACUGCUAAACCACAAUCUAAUUUAAGCACGAAAAUUCAAGAACAAUACUUUAAUUUAUAUAUUUGAAAUUCAUUAGAACAAGAAAAAAAAAAGGUUCCUUGGCAAUUAACGGAGUUUUAACACGUACUAUUUAUAGUAAAGUCAUUAACAGAUCACGUUUUAUUGAAAGUUUUUAACCAUGUGGUUCUAUGAUUUAACCGAAAUGGAGGUAGACAAUAAUCUGACCAUUUAAGCAGCUUGAUGCAGAUUAUCAAUUACUUUUUCAAAGUCUAGUAUCACGGCUUCACCUGGACAAUAGGGAAUUUUCGGAAGCUUACGAAAACAAUAAGGAAUACGGUUACGUCAUCAAAACCCUUCCCCUACGGUUUCAUACCUGUCACAACGUACGCGAUUGAUGUCCUUUGCAUCAAUCAAGGAUUGCAUUCAGUUUGUACAGCAUAAUAGCGAAUGCUUUAGGCACGGAUGCCGGUAAUGAUGACGUAUUCGUAUUCGUUAUUAUAUCGUUUGCGUAAAGUUGUGAAAUUUCCCUGGUGUCUACAAUAUGGGUGGGAUUAGGUCUCAAUUUGUAGUUUUCAAGCAUAGACUAAACGAACUUCAUAUAGCCAAGAUAUGGACUGGUGUGAUACAUUUUUACGACAAUAUUUUAUUAAAUCUGUUUGUGAUUCUGCUA
Messenger RNA from Anneissia japonica, 5481 nucleotides. Its product is annotated as adhesion G protein-coupled receptor L3-like. Gene Ontology annotation, biological process: cell surface receptor signaling pathway; adenylate cyclase-activating G protein-coupled receptor signaling pathway. Gene Ontology annotation, cellular component: membrane. The record is from RefSeq and is a predicted model, not a curated record. The coding region runs from base 334 to 2259 and encodes 641 amino acids. The transcript is spliced from 18 exons. NCBI's taxonomy places the organism in Eukaryota, Metazoa, Echinodermata, Crinoidea, Comatulida, Comatulidae. Gene Ontology annotation, molecular function: G protein-coupled receptor activity.